CGGGACUUUCGGAAUACGCACGGCGAGAAAGGAUACGUGCGAGGGAGGCCAUGACUGCAGACGGUGUGCGCAAGAGCGAGCCCCAACCUUUUGGCUAUCCUUACGCGUCCGUGCAAACAAACCCAAAGUGUCGGACGGCCUCGGAUUGGUGGACGCCCACUCAUCUCACUUGCAUCUUACCAUUCUACUUGCUUCAUCUCUUUUUUAUUUCAAUGUCGGACGUCGUUCUCCCUGGACAACCUGUACCAGUCCCUCGAGGUCCCACCGCUCAGCUCGGAGCUGGCACUUACUCACGAGAUGGUCAAGUCAGGGCGAGUUUACUGGGUACUCCGCGCUACCAAGGCUCUACACUGGCUAUCACCAAGACGCGGCCACACCCACCAGCACCAAAUUCAAUCGUGCUGGGAACGAUCACUAGGCUCUCUCCUCUGCAAGCAGUGCUUUCCAUCACAGUCGUGGACGGCGUUCCUCUUCCUGCUGGGGAAGAGUUCAUGGGCGUAAUACGUGUUCAGGACGUAAGAGCAACAGAAAAGGAUAAGGUGAAAAUUGCGGAUUGUUUCAGAGGUGGAGAUGUCGUCAAAGGCCUGGUAAUCUCUCUGGGUGAUGCUCGUAGUUAUUAUGUGACCACGGCACGAAAUGAUCUUGGUGUGAUUUUUGCUACAAGUGAAGCUGGCGCUACCAUGGAGCCGGUGUCAUGGCAAGAGAUGCGCUGUCCUAAGACUGGUCGAGUCGAAAAGCGUAAAUGCGCAAAGCCUGAGGGACUGUAACGUUAGUCGUGUCUUUUCGUCCUACGGACUCUUGUAUCCCUAGCUAUAGUGUAUAGUUGUAUAAUAUCGCUUUGAUAUCGACUCUUUGCAAGACAAAGGGGAUGCAUUAAUGAGCUUUGAAUAGACCGCUUUAAAUGGG
This is a messenger RNA of Somion occarium, 906 nucleotides long. The record is from the annotation of a GenBank genome assembly. Lineage: Eukaryota; Fungi; Basidiomycota; Agaricomycetes; Polyporales; Cerrenaceae.